Messenger RNA from Prorocentrum cordatum, 1107 nucleotides. Lineage: Eukaryota; Dinophyceae; Prorocentrales; Prorocentraceae. The record is from the annotation of a GenBank genome assembly.
AUUUGUUUGUCCGAUGCGCAUGUUAAUAAACGAAUCAGUAGCUUGAGGCGCAUGGCUCAAGGGCCCGUUCGGUUUGAAGGGAGACGGCACGAAUGCUGCAGAGCAUCUGCAGGAAGUACAGCAACACUAGCAAGGCGUAUCCUUUGGCCGCCAAGUGCUGCACCUCUUUCGCAGUUUUCGGAUCGGCGGACGCCGCGUCGCAGCUCAUUGUCAAUCAAAGGGAAGACUUCAGCGUGAUGCGCUCGGUACGUUUUGCCACAAUUGGGGGCUGCGUGAUGGCACCUCUGUUCACCGCAUGGUACCAGUUCCUGGAUCCUAUGCUUCCAGGGAAGCAGUAUUGGUACGCCAAGGUUUUGCUGGAAUGCGUCAGCAUUGGGCCUCUGUAUUUGGGCGUCAUGAUUUGGACCAAUGCGGCCUUGCAGGGCUUGUCACUAUCCGAGCAAACUUUGAGAGUUCGUCAAGACUGGUGGCCUCUGUUUAUCAAUGCUCUCAAAGUUGUCCCAGCUUACCAGUCCGUAAAUUUUCUUUUCGUGCCAGUCGAACAUCGCAUCCUAUGGCUCAACGCGUGCCAGUUCAUGUGGAAUGUCUUCGUGGCUUAUUCGGUGGCCAGCCGCAGCUCGGAGUAGGUCUGGAGAGGCGAUUUCUUGCUACUGACAAGGCGCGCAGAACAGUGAGUACGGACUCCAAGGGAACCGAUUCUAGAAUGACGGUCGGAUAACAUAUCGUAUUGCUUCUCUUUGAGAUGUUCAAGCGGGUAAGGGAGGGAAGACUUACGGCAAUGAGAAGAUUGCAUGGGUGGUAGAACGCCUCUCAAGAUGACUCGCCCACUGCCUCUUGCGGCAAGGGCUCGUGACUAGCUCCUUGACUGGUACGCGAGUGGAGUUUUUAUUCGUAGUGGUCGCGGGCCAUCCUCCAAGUAUUGGGGACACCUCUUACCGUUCCACGUCUCAAAAUGGUUGCAGGAUGCCUUGGACGCGCCCCGUGUGGUCGAACUCAUAGAUGACGAGAAAUUCUUCACGCUGCGCGUAUCCCCACCAGGCCCGCCCGGACUUGACUCGCCGCUAUGCGCUCUCGCCUGCGGCUGCAAACAAAAAGUAUCCCCACCAG